GAGCCGCGUGCGCUUCCCAGAAUGCGUUUUCCUCGUCGUCACCGCGCGCUGACGAAUGCCUACGUCACUCGUGACGACACCGCCCGCGCGCCCAAUAAAACCGUGCGAGGUGCCGCGCGCCGGCCCAUAGCUAACAACCCAUCCGGCAGGCAGUAACUCGCAGCAGCCGUGCCCUGCGGAGCAAGGGUGUUCAGUGUAGUGUAGUGUGCGUGCAGAGUUCAGCGUGGCAGCCACCCUGGCCCCCCGCCAUGCCUUCAUGGAGCCCGCCUUCCCUGCGAGCCCGCCUUCCUCCGAAUCUGGUUCCGAGUCGGGGGAAGAGACCGUUGUACCCGGCGAUCCAGCGCAGUGGCAGCAGGAGGAUGUGGCUCGCUGCGUGCAGUGGGUGGCGCGCACCUUCAGCGUGCCCGCGCCCGGUCGCCUGCUGCCCGCCAGCGGUGCGCAGUUGCUGCAACUGUCGGAGGACGACUGGCUGCGCGUGUGCGAGGGUGGCGCGCAGGCGGCGCGCAUCUUCCACGCGUACCUGCAGCACGCGCACGCGGCGGCCACGGGCAGAGCACCCCCACCGCCGCUGCCGGAGCACCAGGCCACCAGCUCCACCGCGCAGCCGCAGCCGUACCCCGCUUUGAGUGCUCGCAGCGGUGGGGGACAGGUGCAGCUGUGGCAGUUCCUGCUGGAGGAGCUGGCGGCUCGGGCGCCUGGGAUCGAGUGGGUGGGCAACCCCGCCGACGGCGAGUUCCGCUUGUCCGACCCGGACGAGGUGGCGCGGCGCUGGGGCCGCCGCAAGCACAAGCCCAACAUGAACUACGACAAGCUGUCGCGCGCGCUGCGCUACUACUACGACAAGAACAUCAUGAGCAAGGUGCACGGCACGCGCUACGCGUACCGCUUCAGCUGGGCGGGGCUGGCCGCCGCGAGCCAGGCGCAGCCGCUCGACCCGCCCUACUGGCACUACGUGCCCCGCGCGCAGCCGCAGCCGCAGCCGCACCCCGCACCGCAGCCGCACCCGCCGCAGUGACGCGGCCGGCUCCAUGCGCGCAGCGUGCACUACUUGCUGAACCGCAUAAUUGCCAGUGCUCGACACCAUUCAACAGUGUAUUAACAUUUCAGUGAAAGCAUGCUGUACCUAAGACAGUUACGAAGCGGACA
Molecule: messenger RNA, 1146 nt
Organism: Pararge aegeria (speckled wood butterfly)
Lineage: Eukaryota; Metazoa; Arthropoda; Insecta; Lepidoptera; Nymphalidae
Product: DNA-binding protein D-ETS-6-like
Exons: 6
Coding region: 257-1015 (252 amino acids)
Biological process (GO): cell differentiation; regulation of transcription by RNA polymerase II
Cellular component (GO): nucleus
Molecular function (GO): DNA-binding transcription factor activity, RNA polymerase II-specific; sequence-specific DNA binding
Source: RefSeq, a predicted model, not a curated record